AUGAAGCAAAAGAUCAAGAAACUCGAUGAGAAAGUUGACAAGGAUUCAAUAAAGAUUACUGAGAUUCGAAAGGGCUGCGAGGAGUCAACAAAUCUCAUACCCCAAUUGGAGGAAGACAUUCCCAAAUUGCAAAAACUCUUUCUUAAGGAGAACUCCAAAG
Ilex paraguariensis (yerba mate) is the source of this 160-nucleotide messenger RNA. NCBI's taxonomy places the organism in Eukaryota, Viridiplantae, Streptophyta, Magnoliopsida, Aquifoliales, Aquifoliaceae. The record is from the annotation of a GenBank genome assembly.